This is a messenger RNA of Corythoichthys intestinalis (scribbled pipefish), 2183 nucleotides long. It is a transcript of the gene bsg, whose product is annotated as basigin. The coding region runs from base 158 to 1333 and encodes 391 amino acids. NCBI's taxonomy places the organism in Eukaryota, Metazoa, Chordata, Actinopteri, Syngnathiformes, Syngnathidae. Gene Ontology annotation, biological process: dendrite self-avoidance; axon guidance; homophilic cell-cell adhesion. The record is from RefSeq and is a predicted model, not a curated record. Gene Ontology annotation, molecular function: cell-cell adhesion mediator activity. The transcript has 9 exons. Gene Ontology annotation, cellular component: plasma membrane; axon.
GGGGCGUGUUCACUUGCGCCGUAACGAGAGGAAGAGGAGUGCCUCCAUUGGCAAACAUUCAGAAGCUCUCGUUUUACAGGACGUGAAACACGGCUAAACAAGCCGGUGAGCACUGCAUCUAUCGGCGUGUGGUCGAGCACGUACACGGUGGUCAACCAUGAAGCUACUGUUAGCUGUCGGUAUCCUCGUGUUCAGCUGUUGGCAGGCGAACGCGUCCACAGCUGGCUUCAUCAAGUCUCCCCUCUCAGUCACUAAACUGCUCGAUGACAGCGCUGAGUUGCAUUGCGAGGUGAUAGGCAGCCCAAUCCCCGAGGUACAGUGGUGGUUCAUAGAAGGCCAAGAGCCCGAUGAGACCUUCGAGCAGCUCUUUGACGGGGCGCGCGAUGAGCGCGUGCAGAUAAACGCCACGUACGUCACGCACGCUACCAGCACCAUUCGCCUCACGAGCCUCGGCCUCAACGACUCGGGUACAUACGAAUGCCGUGCCUCCAACGACCCAGACCGCAAUGAGCUGACGAAGACUCCAAAAAUCAAGUGGAUCCGAUCGCAAGCGAACAUUAUUGUGAUUGAAACCCCGACAAUUCUCACUGAUCCUGUCGAGGUUAACAACCAGACCUCUGCCGUGCUAACCUGCAAUUUGACCGACACCAGUCUCGCCAUCAAGGGUUCGCACUGGGUGCACAACGGCAAAGUUAUCGAGGCGUCCAAAUCCACAGCUGCCGACUACAGUACAGUACUUCGUUUGGAUAAGAUCACACUUACCUCUGGUGGAAAGUACGAGUGUGUCUUCCUGAGUGAGCCACCAGUGAAGCAAACAAUUGAAGUCAAAACUGCCCCACACGUGGCAGCCUACAAGCACUCUGAGCACGGCAACGAGAGAGACAAAGGUGUGAUGGUGUGUGUGAGCCAUGGCUACCCGCUGCCCACUGACUGGACCUGGUUGAAGGUUCUACCAGAUGGUGUCCAAGAGCCCAUCAUCAACGGCACCAGUGACAAGUACGAGAUCAAGAGCACUCCCAACAAAACGGUGCUGACCGUAAACGACCUGAACAUCGAGAACGACGUGGGUGACUACAUCUGCUCAGGCGCCAGCGUCAUCGGGACAAACACCGACAAGAUUCACCUGCGCGUCCGCAGCCGCCUAGCUGCCCUCUGGCCUUUCCUCGGCAUCGUGGCUGAAGUCAUCAUUUUGGUGACCAUCAUCCUCAUCUAUGAGAAGAGGAGAAAGCCCGAUGAGGUUACCGACGACGAUGACUCAGGCUCGGCUCCUCUGAAGAGCAAUUCUAAUGCCAACCACCAAGACAAGAACGUGAGGCAAAGGAAUUCCAACUAGAAGAUAGACAGGAGGACUAGAUGGCAGCACUCUUCUCCAAGCUGUUCAGCGCCACCUCGUCCCUCACUUCCUGCAAUGUCAAAUAACCCUUUUUUUUUUUUUUCUUUCUGUGCUCGAGUGUUAAUAUUAAGGGUGAUUUCCUCCUGUUAUAAUCUUCACAAAGCUGUGCUGCCCUGAAAGCUUAGUGUGAAAUGCUUCCUUUCUUGAGGCCACAGGGCCACUGUUGCAUGAGUUUCAACGCUGUCGUAGCCAACUGUCUUGUAACAAAAUGAAUAAUCGUCGCACUGUCCGAGGAAUAUUAGUGCUCAUGUUUUGUUUUGUUUUUUAAACCCUGUGGAUAACUCAUUCCUCACUUUUAUUGGUUGCUUCACAAACUCCUCUCUGCAGAGUUUUAGACUUUGCCUUAACAAGCACCAUCUCGCUUUCUGUUACCACUUUGAAAUGUGACCUCAAAGUUAAAGCACUCUGCUUGUAUUAUUUUUGCCAUAGAAAAAUUGUUUGAAUGAGUUAGUUCAUUUUAAGCUUGUUUGUUCAGUAAAAAAAAUAUUAUAUGAAGGACCAACUGCAACAACAACAAAAAUUAACAGCAAUGCAGCAUUUAUACAGCUCACAACGGAUGUUUUAGUUGCUUUUGACAUCAUUGAUCUAAAUUUAAACACUUCAGUUGUGGGUUGGAAGCACAUCACUGUUAAUAAUAAAACGCCUAAUGCAUUAUGACAGCUGUGUUGUGAUUGGAUGUUGUUUAAAAGUUACACUGCGACAUAAAAGAUCUUGGCCAGUUUUGUGUGAGUUAGUGGGAACGUCAUCUGUUGUACAACUUGCACAAACUGAAUAAAGUCAUCUGAUUUUA